GCAUUAAUCAGCAUAUGUUAGUUGACACAAGCAGGGAGGAGGGAUUUUGCCUGAAACAGAAUGGGUCCAUCCCUUAUUUGUAAUCAUAUGACGAAUGCGACCGGCAGUAACGAUGGAUAGAACAGCAGCCCUGUGCAUCUGUUGUCAAGCCAGCUUGCACACUGGUACAGCAAGAUCCUGGAGAUUCCAGUGCAAAGCUCUGAGUCUCGCCUGGAUUGCCUGAAGGUUGUUUGUUUAAUAUUGGACUCGCAGUAGUAGAUAGUCACGAGAAAUAGAAGGCUGCUGUUCUCUUCUUAGUGAGAAAUUCAAAACUUAAGAUGCCUGCAGGGAACCUGAAAAAUACCAGGAUCAAAGGGGUCUUUCGGAAACCAGCAAAGAUGAAUAUGGUGAAAAGGAUAAUGGGUCGACCCCGGCAGGAGGAAUGUAGUCCUCAAGAUAAUGCUCUAGGAUUGAUGCACCUGCGUCGGCUCUUUACGGAAUUAUGUCAUCCUCCUCGGCACAUGACUCAGAAAGAACAAGAAGAGAAGCUUUACAUGAUGCUACCGGUUUUUAAUAGGGUAUUUGGAAAUGCUCCUCCAAGUACAAUGAUAGAAAAAUUCUCAGAUCUCCUUCAGUUUACAACACAAGUGUCACGAUUAAUGGUGACUGAAAUUCGUCGGAGAGCCUCUAACAAGUCUACAGAGGCUGCAAGUCGUGCCAUAGUCCAGUUCCUGGAGAUCAAUCAAAGCGAAGAAGCCAGUAGAGGUUGGAUGUUGCUUACCACAAUUAACUUGCUAGCUUCAUCUGGACAGAAAACAGUGGACUGCAUGACAACUAUGUCAGUGCCUUCCACGCUUGUGAAAUGUCUCUAUCUGUUUUUUGACCUUCCACAUGUGCCUGAGGUGGCUGGAGGAGCCCAGAACGAGUUGCCUCUAGCAGAGCGUAGAGCGGUAUUGCAGAAAGUCUUUGUACAGAUCUUAGUGAAACUGUGCAGCUUUGUAUCCCCGGCAGAAGAGCUUGCCCAGAAGGAUGAUCUCCAGCUUCUAUUCAGUGCAAUAACCUCGUGGUGCCCUCCCUAUAACCUGCCUUGGAGGAAGAGUGCAGGGGAAGUUCUAAUGACCAUAUCACGUCAUGGCCUUAGUGUCAAUGUAGUGAAAUACAUUCACGAAAAAGAAUGCCUGUCAACAUGUGUUCAGAACAUGCAGCAAUCGGAUGACCUUUCUCCCUUAGAAAUAGUCGAGAUGUUUGCUGGCCUUUCUUGCUUCCUCAAAGAUUCCAGCGAUGUGUCUCAAACACUGUUAGAUGAUUUUAGGAUAUGGCAAGGAUACAGCUUCCUCUCUGAUCUCUUACUCAGGUUAGAACAAGCAAAAGAGGCAGAAUCUAAGGAUGCUUUGAAGGACUUGGUUAAUCUGAUAACCUCGUUAACAACCUAUGGUGUCAAUGAAUUAAAGCCAGCAGGUGUUACUACAGGGGCACCUUUUCUGUUGCCUGGAUUUGCAGUCCCCCAACCUGCAGGCAAAGGUCACAACGUGAGGAAUAUCCAGGCUUUCUCUGUCCUACAGAAUGCUUUUCUGAAAGCAAAGACCAGCUACCUUGCACAAAUUAUUCUUGAUGCCAUCUUAAAUAUAUACAUUGCAGACAAUGCCAACUAUUUCAUCCUGGAAUCUCAGCACACUUUGUCCCAGUUUGCAGAGAAGAUUUCCAAACUUCCAGAAGUACAGGCCAAAUACUUUGAGAUGCUUGAAUUUGUUGUCUUUAGCUUGAAUUACAUACCUUGCAAAGAACUGAUUAGCGUCAGCAUCCUCUUAAAAUCCUGCACCUCUUACCCAUGUAGCAUCAUUGCAAUGAAAACCCUACUUAAAUUCACACGGCAUGACUACAUCUUUAAGGACGUAUUCAGGGAGGUGGGACUUCUGGAAGUGAUGGUGAACCUUUUACAUAAGUAUGCAGCUCUUUUGAAAGAUCCUACACAGGCUCUGAAUGAUCAAGGGGACUCAAGAAACAACAGCUCAUUUGAAGACCAAAAGCAACUUGCUUUGCUGGUUAUGGAGACCUUGACAGUACUGCUCCAAGGAUCAAACACAAAUGCAGGCAUCUUCAGGGAGUUUGGUGGAGCAAGAUGUGUACAUAAUAUAGUGAAAUAUCCACAAUGCAGGCAACAAGCCCUUAUGAUAAUCCAGCAGUUGGUGUUAUCACCAAGUGGUGAUGAUGACAUGGGGACUCUCUUAGGAUUGAUGCACUCUGCUCCACCUACAGAAUUGCAGCUAAAGACUGAUAUAUUACGGGCCCUGCUGUCUGUGCUGAAAGAGAGUCAUCGCACGAGGACAGUGUUCAGAAAAGUUGGCGGAUUUGUGUAUGUCACAUCGUUACUUGUUGCCAUGGAAAGAUCCUUGUGUUCUCCACCGAAGAAUGGCUGGGAGAAAGUGAACCAGAACCAAGUGUUUGAGCUGCUCCACACAGUGCUCUGCACCUUGACCGCAGCAAUGCGUUACGAGCCAGCCAACUCACACUUCUUCAGAACAGAGAUCCAGUACGAAAAGCUGGCUGAUGCUGUGAGGCUGCUUGGCUGCUUCUCAGACUCCAGGAAAAUAAGCCCUUUGAACAUCUUCCCCUCGAAUACCCAGCCGUUUCAAAGACUGUUGGAAGAUGACCUCAUCUCCAUGGAUUCUGUGUCACCCACUUUAAGGCACUGCAGCAAACUCUUUAUUUACCUCUACAAAGUAACUACAGACUCUUUUGACAGUCGUGCUGAACAGAUCCCUCCUUGCCUGACAAAUGAGUCUUCUCUCCCCUCUCCUUGGGGCACACCAGCUUUGUCCAGGAAAAGGCAUGCGUAUCAUACUACUUCAACGCCACCAGUUUUCCCUUCCAAAACCCCUGCUGAUUUGAAGCUGAACAAAGGAACUGGGCCGCCUCUGCAAAGCUUGGAUGCUGUCAUCAUCCAUCCUGGAGCUAUGCUUUCCAUGUUGGACCUCUUAGUCUCUGUUGGGUCAACUACGCAGCCGGAACAUGCUCUAGAUCUUCAGCUUGCCGUGGCCAACAUCUUGCAAUCUCUAGUGCAUACAGAAAGAAAUCAGCAGGUCAUGUGUGAAGCUGGGCUCCACGCACGUCUUCUGCAGAGAUGCAGUGCUGCUCUUGCUGAUGAGGACCACUCUUUGCAUCCCCCACUCCAGAGGAUGUUUGAAAGGCUGGCCUCUCAGGCAUUGGAACCAGUGGUGCUGAGGGAAUUUUUACGUUUGGGAACUCCUCUGAAUUGUGGAGCCUGGGACAAAAAACUGUUGAAGCGAUAUCGUGUACAUAAGCCGAGCUCACUCAGUUAUGAGCCAGAGAUGAGAAAUAGCAUGAUUAUAUCAAUGGAAGGUCUGGGUACUGACUGUGUGUUCAGCUUACAUGAAGAUAAUCACUACAGGAUAAGCAAGAGCCUUUUAAAACCAGCAGAAGGAAGCACAGUGCCCCUGACGAGGGUGAAAUGUUUGGUUUCCAUGACAACCCCACACGAUAUUAGACUUCAUGGAUCAUCAGUUACUCCUGCCUUUAUUGAAUUUGACACAUCUCUUGAAGGGUUUGGCUGUCUAUUCUUACCAAGUUUGGCACCUCACAAUGCACCUACCAACAAUGUGGUUACAACUGGUCUUAUUGAUGGCACAGUUGUCAGUGGAAUUGGAACAGGAGAAAGGCUUUUCCCACCACCAUCUGGUUUGAGCUAUUCAAGUUGGUUUUGCGUAGAACAUUUUAGUGCAGCUCCAAAUCAUCAUCCAGUUAGGCUACUUACCAUUGUGAGAAGAGCAAACAGCUCCGAGCAGCAUUAUAUAUGCCUUGCUAUUGUUCUCUCUGUGAAAGAUCGGUCACUGAUUGUUUCAACUAAAGAAGAGCUUCUUCAGAACUAUGUUGAUGACUUCAAUGAAGAAUCCUCCUGCUACGAGAUUCUCCCUUGUUGUGCUCGUUUUCGUUGUGGUGACCACAUAGUGGAAGGCCAGUGGCAUCAUAUGGUUCUGGUGAUGAGCAAAGGCAUGCUGAAAAAUAGCACUGCUGCACUCUACAUUGAUGGGCAGCUGAUUAAUACUGUAAAGCUUCACUAUAUUCACAGUAGCCCUGGUGGUUCAAGUUGUGCUAAUCCACCUGUAGUUAGCACAGUUUAUACCUAUAUAGGCACUCCGCCUGCCCAGCGCCAGCUCUCUUCACUCGUUUGGCGUUUGGGACCAACUCAUUUCUUGGAAGAAGUCUUGCCUCCAUCAAGCAUUAGCAUGAUUUUUGAACUGGGACCAAACUAUGUUGGAAGCUUUCAAGCAGUAUAUAUGCCAUGUAAGGAUUCAAAACCAGAAGGAAUCAGUCCAUCUCCAGUAUCAUUGGUACCAGAGGAAAAAGUUUCUUUUGGCCUCUACGCUCUCUCUGUUUCGUCACUGACAGUGGCAAGAAUUAGAAAAGUUUAUAACAAAUUGGACAGUAAGGCCAUAGCCAAACAGUUGGCUGUUUCAUCUCAUGAGAACGCCACUCCAGUGAAGCUGCUCCACAAUUCAGGAGGACAUCUGAAUGGACCUGCACGUACCAUUGGUGCAGCUCUGAUAGGAUACUUGGGAGUAAGAACAUUUGUCCCUAAGCCUGUUGCCACUACAUUACAAUACAUUGGUGGAGCAGCUGCUAUUCUGGGUCUGGUAGCCAUGGCAUCAGAUGUAGAGGGACUUUAUGCUGCUGUGAAGGCCCUUGUGUGCGUGGUAAAGAGCAACCCUCUGGCUAGCAAAGAAAUGGAAAGAAUCAAAGGUUACCAGUUACUGGCAAUGCUGUUAAAGAAGAAACGCUCUCUUCUAAACAGCCACAUUCUUCAUCUGACCUUUUCCUUGGUGGGGACUGUUGACAGUGGACAUGAAACAUCAAUUAUUCCAAAUUCAACUGCCUUCCAGGACCUGCUUUGUGACUUCGAGGUCUGGCUCCAUGCUCCCUAUGAACUUCAUCUUUCAUUAUUUGAACAUUUCAUUGAACUUCUUACUGAAUCCAGUGAAGCAGCGAAGAAUGCAAAGUUGAUGAGGGAGUUCCAGCUAAUUCCAAAACUCUUGCUGACUCUCCGAGAUAUGUCAUUGUCUCAGCCAACAAUUGCUGCUAUCAGCAAUGUACUGAGCUAUUUGCUUCAGGGAUUCCCUAGCAGCAAUGACCUACUCAGGUUUGGACAGUUCAUCUCUUCUACUUUACCUACAUUUGCCGUCUGUGAGAAAUUUGUAGUCAUGGAGAUGAACAAUGAAGAAAAGCUUGACAUUGGAACAGAGGAGGAUUUUGGAGGGCUUGUUUCUGCAAAUCUUAUUCUUCUGAGGAACAGAUUGCUAGACAUCCUACUUAAGCUUGUUUACACAUCGAAAGAAAAAACAAGUGUCAACUUGCAGGCUUGUGAAGAACUGGUCCGGACCCUGGGGUUUGACUGGAUCAUGCUGUUUAUGGAAGAGCACCUGCAUCCUACCACAGUGACAGCAGCCAUGAGGAUUCUGGUGGUCUUGCUGAGCAACCCAACGAUUCUCAUUAAGUUCAAGGAAGGCCUCACUGGCGGGGGCUGGCUCGAGCAGACAGAUUCCGUAUUGACUAAUAAGAUUGGAACCGUGCUUGGUUUUAAUGUUGGCAGGAGUGCUGGCGGCAGAUCCACUGUCAGGGAAAUUAACCGGGAGGCUUGUCAUUUCCCAGGCUUUCCGGUUCUUCAGUCUUUCCUUCCUAAGCACACGAAUGUGCCUGCACUCUACUUCCUUCUCAUGGCACUUUUCCUGCAGCAGCCAGUCACUGAACUGCCUGAAAACCUGCAGGUCAGUGCACCUGUCAUCACCAGCCGAUGUAAUCAGGGUGGCCAGUUUGAUUUAGACUCAAUUUGGACAUUUAUAUUUGGUGUUCCUGCAUCAAGUGGCACUGUGGUUGCUUCAAUUCACAAUGUUUGCACAGAAGCUGCAUUUUUAUUGCUGGGAAUGCUUAGGAGCAUGUUGAAUUCACCUUGGCAGUCAGAGGAAGAGGGUUCUUGGCUUCGUGAAUACCCAGUCACCUUGAUGCAAUUCUUUCGCUACUUGUAUCACAAUGUACCUGAUCUGGCUUCAAUGUGGAUGAGCCCAGAGUUUCUUUGUGCACUGGCAGCCACUGUGUUCCCUUUCAACAUCCGGCCAUAUUCUGAAAUGGUCACUGAUUUGGAUGAUGACGUUGGAUCCCCAGCAGAGGAAUUCAAAGCAUUUGCCUCUGACACAGGAAUGAACCGGAGCCAGUCAGAAUACUGCAAUGUGGGAUCCAAGACUUACUUGACCAACCAUCCUGCUAAGAAAUUUGUGUUUGACUUCAUGCGUGUGCUUAUAAUUGAUAACCUCUGCCUUACACCUGCUAGCAAGCAAACUCCUUUAAUAGAUCUUCUCCUGGAGGCCUCUCCAGAGAGAUCAACAAGGGCACAACAAAAAGAAUUUCAGACUUAUAUUUUGGACAGUGUGAUGGAUCACUUACUUGCAGCUGAUGUUUUACUGGGUGAGGAUGCAUCUCUGCCUAUUACAAGUGGAGGAAGCUACCAAGUGCUUGUAAACAACGUAUUCUAUUUCACUCAGCGUGUGGUGGAUAAACUUUGGCAAGGCAUGUUCAAUAAGGAAUCCAAGCUGCUUAUAGAUUUCAUAAUCCAGUUAAUUGCACAGUCAAAAAGAAGAUCUCAGGGAUUAUCACUGGAUGCCGUUUAUCACUGCCUAAACAGGACCAUCUUAUACCAAUUCUCAAGACCACACAAAACAGUUCCCCAGCAAGUUGCCCUCCUUGAUUCUCUGAGGAUGCUUACUGUCAACCGGAAUCUGAUCCUAGGACCUGGGAAUCACGACCAAGAGUUCAUCAGCUGUCUGGCUCAUUGCUUGAUUAACCUGCAUGCAGGGAGCAGUGUUGAUGGGUUUGGCCUGGAAGCAGAAGCCAGAAUGACUACUUGGCACAUCAUGAUCCCUUCUGACAUUGAGCCAGAUGGAGUCUACAAUCAAGACGUUAGUGAAGGUCGCCAGCUUCUUCUAAAAGCUGUAAAUCGUGUAUGGACGGAACUGAUCUACAGUAAGAAACAGGUUUUAGAGGAAGUAUUCAAAGUAUCCCUUCCUGUCAAUGACAGAGGCCAUGUGGAUAUUGCAAUUGCAAAGCCCCUUGUUGAAGAAGCCAGUUUGAAAUGUUGGCAGAAUCACUUGGCUCAUGAAAAGAAAUCUAUCAGUAGAGGAGAAGCAUUGGUUCCAACGACCCAGUCUAAGCUUUCACGGGUCAGCAGUGGCUUUGGUCUUUCCAAACUCACCGGAUCAAGAAGAAACCGCAAAGAAAGUGGUCUAAACAAACAUAAUCCAUCCACGCAGGAGAUCUCUCAGUGGAUGUUUACUCAUAUAGCAGUGGUUCGAGACUUGGUAGACAUGCAGUACAAAGAAUACCAAGAGCGUCAGCAAAAUGCAUUGACGUAUGUGACAGAAGAGUGGUCUCAAAUUGAAUAUGAGUUGUUACGGGAGAGAGGACUGUGGGGCCCUCCCAUUGGCUCUCAUCUGGACAAAUGGAUGCUGGAAAUGACAGAAGGGCCCUGUCGAAUGAGGAAGAAGAUGGUGCGAAAUGACAUGUUUUACAUUCAGUAUCCUUACAUGCCAGAUACUGAACAUGAGACAAAUAUGUUGUCUGACUUCUCAAGUAAGCCUCCUGAGACAUCUGACGAUACCAUUCCUCAAAAGAAACCUGCACGCUACCGAAGAGCUAUAAGCUAUGACAGCAAAGAAUACUACAUGCGCCUGGCUUCUGGAAACCCUACAGUCUUUCAAGAUACCAUUGAAGACAGCUCUGAAGGAGAAACUGCUCAGCAGGAGCCCGAACAUGGUGAAGAUACUAUUGCAAGAGUUAAAGGUCUUGUUAAACCUCCACUGAAGAGGUCCCGUUCUGCACCUGAUGGUGGUGAUGAGGAGAAUCAGGAGCAGCUCCAGGAUCAAAUAGUAGAGGGUAGCUCUAUAGAUGAAGAGGAAAAAACUGACAACGCUACUUUGCUUCGACUGCUUGAAGAAGGAGAGAAGAUUCAACACAUGUACCGCUGUGCUCGGGUUCAAGGCCUAGACACGAGUGAGGGACUCCUUCUGUUUGGCAAAGAACACUUUUAUGUGAUUGAUGGAUUUACCAUGACUGCCACCAGAGAAAUACGGGAUAUUGAGACCUUGCCUCCAAACAUGCAUGAGCCAAUUAUACCCAGGGGAGCUCGGCAGGGUCCAAGUCAGCUCAAAAGGACAUGCAGUAUUUUUGCAUAUGAGGAUAUCAAGGAAGUGCAUAAAAGAAGAUACCUGUUGCAGCCAAUUGCUGUUGAAGUAUUCUCAGGAGAUGGACGCAACUACCUUCUAGCUUUUCAGAAAGGAGUGAAAAAUAAAGUCUACCAAAGGUUUUUGGCUGUAGUUCCAUCUUUAACUGACAGCUCGGAGUCUGUGUCUGGACAGCGGCCCAACACCAGCGUAGAACAAGGGUCCGGCUUGCUGAGCACUCUAGUGGGAGAGAAAUCUGUGACACAAAGAUGGGAGAGAGGGGAAAUCAGUAAUUUCCAGUACCUGAUGCACUUAAACACAUUGGCUGGCCGAUCCUAUAAUGACCUCAUGCAAUAUCCUGUUUUCCCAUGGAUCCUUGCAGACUACGAUUCAGAGGAAUUGGAUCUUACCAACCCAAAGACAUUUAGAAACUUGGCCAAACCAAUGGGGGCCCAGACUGACGAGAGGUUAGCUCAAUAUAAGAAGCGCUAUAAAGACUGGGAAGAUCCUAAUGGUGAAACUCCUGCUUAUCAUUAUGGCACCCACUAUUCAUCUGCAAUGAUAGUAGCUUCAUAUCUUGUGCGAAUGGAGCCCUUCACACAGAUAUUUUUAAGGCUACAGGGCGGCCACUUUGACUUGGCUGACCGAAUGUUCCACAGCGUGCGCGAAGCCUGGUACUCUGCAUCCAAGCACAACAUGGCAGAUGUCAAGGAGCUCAUCCCAGAAUUCUUCUACCUCCCAGAGCUGUUACUCAACUCCAACAACUUUGAUCUAGGUUGCAAGCAGAACGGCACUAAACUUGGAGAUGUUAUACUUCCCCCAUGGGCUAAAGGAGAUCCUCGGGAAUUCAUCAGAGUUCAUCGAGAGGCUUUGGAAUGUGAUUUUGUGAGUGCGCACCUACAUGAAUGGAUUGACUUAAUCUUUGGGCAUAAACAGCAAGGGCCCACUGCAGUAGAAGCUGUAAAUGUCUUCCAUCAUCUCUUCUAUGAGGGACAAGUGGAUAUAUACAACAUAAACGAUCCAUUAAAAGAAACCGCUACCAUAGGAUUCAUUAAUAACUUUGGGCAGAUACCUAAACAGUUGUUUAAGAGACCACACCCACCAAAGCGAGUGAGAAGCCGAAUUAAUGGAGAAAUAAGUGGAAUUUCUGUCCCCCCUGGCGCUGCGAGCGACAAGAUCUUUUUCCAUCAUUUAGACAACCUCAGGCCUUCCCUUGCACCUGUAAAGGAACUGAAGGAGCUUGUAGGUCAGAUAGUAUGCACCGACAAAGGAAUUUUGGCAGUGGAACUGAAUAAAGUGCUAAUUCCUCCAACCUGGAAUAAAACAUUUGCUUGGGGUUAUGCAGACCUCAGCUGCAGGCUGGGAGCCUAUGAAUCGGACAAGGCAGUGAUUGUUUAUGAAUGCCUCUCAGAAUGGGGGCAGGUUCUCUGUGCCAUCUGUCCGAAUCCCAAACUUGUCAUCACUGGAGGCACCAGCACAGUAGUCUGUGUAUGGGAGAUGGGUACGUCCAAGGAAAAAGCCAAAACACUCACCCUUAAGCAGGCACUACUUGGCCAUACUGAGACAGUCACCUGUUUAACAGCCUCGUUGGCUUACCAUAUCAUCGUGAGCGGGUCUCGUGACCGUACCUGCAUCAUCUGGGAUUUGAAUAAACUCUCCUUUUUAACACAGCUUCGAGGUCACAGGGCCCCAGUUUCAGCCCUCUGCAUUAAUGAACUGACGGGAGACAUUGUAUCCUGUGCUGGCACUUACAUCCACGUGUGGAGCAUUAAUGGGAACCCCAUCGUGAGUGUGAACACUUUCACUGGACGCAGCCAGCAGAUCCUCUGUUGCUGCAUGUCAGAAAUGAACGAGUGGGAUACUCAGAAUGUUAUUGUAACAGGGCAUUCGGAUGGAGUGGUCCGAUUCUGGCGGAUGGAGUUUCUGCAGGUCCCGGAAACUCCAGCUCCUGAACCUAUAGAGACGCUGGAGAUGCAGGAAGAAUGUCCAGAACCACAAAUAGGGCAGGAAGCUCCAGAUGAGGAUAGCAGUGACUCUGAAGCAGAAGACCAGGGCCUCAGCCAAGACACGAAGCUGCAGGAGAGCCGGAGCCAGCAUGGCAGCACCAGCCAUAGGCCUCGAUCCGCCUCAAGCCGAGCAACAGCUGCGUGGUCAGCGGACAGCAGCUCUGAUGACUCAAGGCGCUGGUCCGACCAGCUCAGCUUGGACGAGAAGGAUGGCUUCAUCUUUGUGAACUACUCCGAUGGGCAAACAAAGGGUUAUCCCCACGCUCAAGCUAACCACCCGCACCCGAAUCAAGGGGAACUCCGGCAUUACAGCAAGCUCAAGCCAGGAUACAGAUGGGAGCGGCAGCUAGUAUUCAGGAGCAAACUCACUAUGCACACUGCCUUUGAUCGCAAGGACAAUGCACAUCCUGCAGAGAUUACAGCAUUAGGCAUCUCCAAGGAUCACAGCAGGAUUCUUGUAGGUGACAGCAGAGGCAGAGUGUUUAGCUGGUCAGUGAGUGACCAACCUGGCCGCUCUGCAGCUGACCACUGGGUGAAAGAUGAGGGCGGAGACAGUUGCUCCAGCUGUUCCGUCCGGUUCUCUCUUACCGAAAGACGUCACCAUUGCAGGAACUGCGGGCAACUCUUCUGUCAGAAGUGCAGUCGUUUUCAGUCUGAAAUCAAGCGCUUGAAAAUCUCCUCCCCAGUGCGGGUUUGCCAGAACUGUUACUACAACCUGCAGCAUGAGCGAGGCCCUGACGAAGGAUCUUGGAAUUAACAAGGCAGAGAGAGACCAACCAUGCAAAUGCCAGGCGUUGCAUUGCAGGGCCCAUAAGAACUCAGCCAAUUAACUACAGGAACAUGCAGCACAUUCAGAAGGAAUUGCAAUGCUGGCUUUUAACACCUCAUCUUUGUACUGUGUGUUGAAGCGCUGCAAGCAAAAGGGAUCAUUAAUGAUUUUGCGUGUACAUUGCAGAGAUGGGGCUGAAAACAUUCCCGUGAUCAGCGAGUAUCAGGCGGGAGAUGAGUGGUUACAACUGCAGUAAGGGCCCUCGAGACGCAGCCUUCUCAGCUAAAACGGCUAAGAGGAAAAUCCGUCAUUACCCAUCUCUUGUUCAGUCUUGCUUUUGUAGAGCUAGUCACCUUAUUUGUGUUUCAGGAAAAGCAGGAGGCUUUUUAGAAGAUAGUUGUAAAUCUGCCUUCUUCGCAAGCAAACUGUGGAUAUUGUAAAUAGAUAUAAUGGCCUUUUUAUCAAAAUAUGAACUGAACUGCCUGUUACAUGGGACUUCACAGACCAACCACUAUACUUUGCGUGUCAUCUUUAGCUCAUCUAGCUACUUAAAUAUGAAUGUUUUUUUAAAAAGCAUCAAGAGGCAUUAUCUGUAUUAUUUUUUUCUUUACAAUCCAGGAUACAUGUUUGUUCUUUCAGUUACUCACAUUAUUUUAACUUUAAACCAAGCUAUUUAGAGUGUUUUGAAAAGGGAAAACAAGAAACCACAAUCCAGUUCUUUGGCGCAAUAGGAUUUUGGAAUAUUUUAUUCUAAACUGUAAGAUAACAAGGACCCUCUUUCUGUUGCAUUUUUUAAUACGGAACAUAUUUAAUAAGGUCUCUUUUUAUACAACGUGGACCUGCUGCUUUGCUCAUUCUUUACCGUUGUAAUAAUCAGCUGAUGCAGAUAUUACAAAAGCCAGGUCUUAUUUCAGACAAUAGUAAAUGGCUUGCAUGAAAGUCACAUUUAAUAUUUUUUUCCUGGAGAAGAAAAGGGGCCAUUGUUUUUCUUAGGUAUUGUCUGCAGAACAAACUUGGAAUCCUUGCUCUUUCAACUGGAUAAUGCGAAUACCAGCCCCAGUCUUGUGGGGGAGGGGGGGGGCUUUUCCUGCACAGGCUCCAUUGGAAUGAAUGAGAGUAAUGCAACAAUUGUUCACUUUUCAUUUACUCCAGUGAGGCUUGAUCAUUCUCCCUGGGGUUGUGCUCAAUGUCACUUCUGAGAAUGUUAAUGCAACUGCAUUAAAGAUCUCAUUCAUACAUUGGCAUUUAAGAUAUAUCGGGGAAUACACAGAUCCAACCGAACCCAUGAACAUAACCAUUCUCUUUGGAAUGAGGCUUUGAAAAGUGGAUAAUUUUACAAACACACACCCCGCCCCCGCCGCCCCCACCACCCUCACAAUGCAAUAAUUUUUUAAAAAAAGGUUAAUGAAUUGACCAUGAGGGCUAGGCAUGUUCACAGACAGUUCCUCAGCUUUUUAACAGUGGAAAAGGCAACAGAUCACAAGUCAAAAACAGACACACACCCAGCACAUAAAGUGGCACACAAAGCUCAAGUUUGUAGCACUCCAAUUAGGAAGGGGGUGGAGGUGGGGGUAAAAAGCAUUUAGAGCGAUCUGAGCAGCUUGCAUAGGGCAAAUGGGAAGCCUUAUGCCUGGCAGCAGCUGAUUUUAUGCUUCCUUUUAACUAGAGCUCACUAAUAAUUGUUCACUUAAGCUGCAUCCCUGGUGAGAUAAAUUUGUGCACUGAUUAGAAUGUUUUUUGAUGAUGAGCUUUUUAAAGCAGUUACGAUGGACUGCAAGGAUUAGAUCAGUUUGUGGAUUUGGUAUGUGUACUUCAGGUCCACAAGGAAGUCACUCCUCAUGAGUACACACAGGUUUGUUGAGAUUGCUUUGUCCACGGGAUGGUUUUAAAUACAAGACGCGUCAGUCCAGCAGCUAUGACUUGCCCAAAUAUGCUGGCCGAGAAAUAUGGUAUCCUUAUUAACUUCCUUUCCUAGCCUAACAGCAGGAUCUUCAAGCCAUUUAGGUUGGAGCACUUGCUGGAGUCAAUCGGACUUAAGUAGUCUUAACUGCAGAUAUACUUGAGUGGUUUGUUGAACUCAAGACUACUAACACUAGUUUUCGAAUUGCAAAUGUACUGUUUUGUAAAAACAAAAAAAUUAAAUUCUCCAAAAGCACCUUCACUCCACUGAAUUUUCAUUUCUCCUAGUAAGAGAAGAUUCAACGUAAUUUAACUUGAAAUCAGUUGCUUUAGCUUUAUUUUAUUCCCCCCCCCCCAAAUCACAACAAAUUGCUCCAAAUAAAAUUCUAAGCACUGGAUGGCACUAACUCCACAGAUAAAACUAAUGCUGGGUCAUUAGAAAACAGCAGGAUGUGUUAAGAUGUUUACUGUUACUUUAAUUUUUUUUUUUUUUUUUGAGUGUGUGUUUAACUACAUUAGACAUGUUGUACCAGUGUUAUUCUACACUUUUUACAUUUGGCACUCUUCUCAGAGGAAGGUAACUUUUCUCCUGUGUGGCUGACUGUGUUAAACAUGUGUGUAAGUGUAUUUAAAGUUCAGUGGUGCUGAACGCCUCAGCUGCUUGAUUGGGAAUGAAUUUUUCCAGAACUCAUUUGUGUAUCUGGGGGGGUGGAAGCAGGGAGUAUAUCCUUUUGAUGAGUGGGGGGAGGGAAUGGAGGUCCAGCUGCACCAAGAAUAGGUGCAGCACAGUCUCCUUUCAUUCCAAUACCACCUCCCUUGAAGGUCCCCGCAAGCUCCAGUGGAAUGAAUGAGCAGCACAAAUUCUUGUCGCAGGAAAGCCUUGUGAGUUGGCUGGCAGCUGCUGCUAUAACCCAAACCACUUUUACCAAUAUUCACUUAGGCUUUCAUCCGAAUAUUCUGGACAGAACAGUUCAAUGGCUAUUUUCCCAAAUAUCAAUUGGUGGUUUUGCAUCUGAAUCUUUCGUUGAACUGAAGCAGCACAUUAACUAGCCCAUUGCAUUGUCAAGUAGCAUCCAUCUCUCCGCCUGCCUUGUUCUUUGAUGUAAUUCUUCCUGAAUGCAUCCAUAUUCUCUACCUUUGUUUGUAAUGUGUAACUGUAGUGUUCAUGCUUCGGAUGGUGAGAGUGGCCUGCCUCUACCCUUCAUCCCAUCAGUCCAAUAGCAAAAAAAAAAAAAAACACUUUAGAGACAUUAUUUUGCACUUAUGUAUAAAAUCAGUAAAAACUUUUAUUUUCUUUGUAUCAUUUAAAAGACUUUGUUUUUGUUAAAUGAGCGGUGUAUAAAAAAAUAUUUAUGCAGUUAAAACUCUUUUUAGAAAAUAUUUUUAAUUUCAGCAAGUUUGGUUACUUGUUGCAUGACUUAACACAACUGACUUUUUGUGUCAGUACAAUGUAUAUUUUUUUGUCCUGUUAUUAAUUUGUAAACCCUAGGGUAAAUGGCCAUUUAUUUGUACAGCAACAGGAGUAAAUUGAAAAUAACUGGCUACAACUGGAGGGGUGGAAUUUUGUACUAUAUUGCGGAAUCUAAUAUCUGUUUUUUGGUGGUUAUGUAAAAGGCCUGAAGAAUUACUAUCUAGUGUGCAAUCUGUGAUAUCUGAAUGUUUUAUUGUAUAUUUGUCUCCAAUGCAAAAAGGUAGAGUAACACAAUUACAAUACAUGAUUAAAUGCAAUAGUUCAGGUACCUUUUUUGUUUUGUUUUCAUUUCAAAUAAAUACUUCCUAUUUACCACCAAA
Messenger RNA from Elgaria multicarinata webbii, 14669 nucleotides. It is a transcript of the gene WDFY3, whose product is annotated as WD repeat and FYVE domain containing 3. Bases 318 to 10967 code for a protein of 3549 amino acids. The transcript has 66 exons. Gene Ontology annotation, biological process: aggrephagy. The record is from RefSeq and is a predicted model, not a curated record. Gene Ontology annotation, molecular function: protein binding; metal ion binding. NCBI's taxonomy places the organism in Eukaryota, Metazoa, Chordata, Lepidosauria, Squamata, Anguidae.